Messenger RNA from Armigeres subalbatus, 2103 nucleotides. It is a transcript of the gene Cog8, whose product is annotated as conserved oligomeric Golgi complex subunit 8. NCBI's taxonomy places the organism in Eukaryota, Metazoa, Arthropoda, Insecta, Diptera, Culicidae. The transcript is spliced from 4 exons. Gene Ontology annotation, biological process: intra-Golgi vesicle-mediated transport. Gene Ontology annotation, cellular component: COG complex. Bases 104 to 1906 code for a protein of 600 amino acids. The record is from RefSeq and is a predicted model, not a curated record.
UUGCACAUCCAGUUUGACAGUUUGUUGACACAUCACGCAAAUCAGACGUAAACAUCAAAGUCCUGUUUGAUACAAUAUUUUGUGGAAUAAUCAUUAGAAAAAUAUGGAUUACGAAAACGAAAAAGUGUUGAAGCUUGUAUUUCCUGAUAAAUAUGAAGAAAUAAUAAACAGCGACAAUGCACCCGAAUUCAUAGACUACAUGUUCAAGCUCGGCUCCUAUAAAGUGGACCAGUUGAAAAAGGAGAAGACCCGAUUACAGGAUGAAAAUAAGCAAAACGUGGAGCAAACCCAAGAGCUGGCCGUCAACAACUACAAGACGUUUAUACAAACGGCGGAAUGUUCGCGAGAAAUCUACCGAAAGUUUGUUCAGACUGAAGAACGGGUUGAAAGUUUGAGCAAGAAGUUACCCGAUUUUGCGGAAACUUGCCAGAAAUUUUUGGACACCUCCAGCAAUAUUAACAGUGCGCGGCGACUGAACUCGUUGACUUUGACACGAAAUGCUGAGCUUUUGGAAAUCCUCGAACUUCCCCAGCUGAUGGAAACUUGUAUACGGGAUGGAAAAUACGAAGAAGCGCUGGAACUGGCAGCCUACGUGCAGCGUGUUGGUAGCAAACAUGGCAACAUUCCUAUCAUCGCUAACAUUCGAUCAGCCGUAGAAGCAGCGUGGCAUACGAUGUUGGUUCAGCUGCUGUCCCAACUGCGAACCGAUCUUCAGCUACCCAAAUGUUUACAGGUUGUAGGAUAUUUACGUAGGAUGCAAGCAUUCACAACCGCUGAAUUGAAGCUGAAGUUUCUUCAAAUACGAACCGGAUGGUUUAAGGAAUUGCUAGCAAAAAUUCCUCAAGAUGAUGCUCACAUACAUCUGACGAAAACAAUUGAAGCUACCAGAGUGCACCUAUUCAACAUUAUCACACAAUAUCGAGCAAUUUUCCCCGAAGACGAGGACUCCAUUUCCGGUUUGUCCACAAUAACAUCUGACCACAAUGCACCCGACGGUAGCAAAAUAUUUCACAGUUGGUUACACGACCAAAUAGUGGAUUUCAUUAACACCUUGGAAAGAGAUCUUGCCUCGAACGACAUCAACUCUUACGACACCAUCCUUGGUCAGUGUAUGUAUUUUGGUUUAUCCUUCAGUAGAGUUGGAGUCGAUUUUCGAUCACUUAUCGCUCCGGUGUUCAUCAGAGUAAUUUCGCUGAACUUCCAAACGACAAUCAUCAAAGUUACACGUCAAUUUGAGCUAGAAAUUGAACGUUACACGUUGAUCAACAAGGUCCCGAACGCCAUCAAGCGUUCUAAAUCAAGCGAUAAAUCUGAAACUAGCAAUCACCCUCCCGAGAGUCUGCUGGACUUUACACCGCUGGCAUUGUACUGCAACGAAGUGCUGACCGUCUUCAACGAACUUCGCUUAUGCGCGCCCAUUGCUUUGGCAUCAACGGUCACAGAAAUUUUGGAAGCAUCGCUCGAAACUGUAUGCAAGAACAUUCUUUCUUUCUACCGCCAGGAGCAGCAAGCGUUUACCGCUUCCGAACGCGAAUGUUUCAUUCGUUUCUGCUCGUGCUUCGCCUACGAUCUCAUCCCUUACUUGCAGCGGUGCAUUCAUUUUAUUUUUCCUCCAGCAACCAUUGCCAACCACUUGGGGAUUAAUGGGCUAACGCUGCAAAAGCAUGGCAUUACCUAUUUCCGACAGAAGAAAAUCCUGGAACCUAUCGAGUAUCUCCUACCGGACAAAAUCGAGUCCGUUAUCAAGCAAGUCGGUGAACUCAACGUGGGACCGCAACGUUUAUCAUCUAUGACGGAAGCUUCGCCGUCAGCUGAUAAGGGUCAACCGCAGCCAUCGAAGGUGGAUGGCGAUAAGAUAGGGGAUGGUACUUUUUCAACAGGUCCGGGUCAAAAUAUUCCGGAGUAGUGUUUUUCUGGUGCAAAAUCUAUACAAAGCGGUAUCCGAUAUUGAUAUGGUAUGAUAAUUCCGGAUUAGCGAGAGCCCCUGGAUAACUUGAUAAAAGAAUCAGAUGAUGUUGAUUAGUGGAGUAAGUAAAGCAUAGCAUCAAGCAUGCAAAACAAAUACAUUUACAAAAGUCUGCGAUUUUUUGAGCUACACAUUAA